This is a messenger RNA of Pedinophyceae sp. YPF-701, 4206 nucleotides long. The record is from the annotation of a GenBank genome assembly. NCBI's taxonomy places the organism in Eukaryota, Viridiplantae, Chlorophyta, Pedinophyceae.
AUGAGCAGCCACGGCGGGGGCUCCAAUGGCGGCGACACGACCACCCAUGCGGAGAGCAACCCCGACCUGUACAACUUCAUGGUCGCGGACGCGGUGCAGGCUCUGCCGGAGUGCACGCUGCUGCUCGACGCCAGCGGCGCCGUUCUGACGGCCUCGCGCGGGGCUCGGGUCGUCUUCGGGGACGACCCCGAGUAUCUCGUCGGGAAGGCGAUCCUGAGCUUCCUGGAUGUGGCCGGCGCGGCCAAGGUGUCGCACUGGAUCCUCCACAACUACCAGGAGGUGCGGGAGGGCUGCGAACCGCAUCCCCCGGAAUGCGUCCCCGUCAAAGUGCUACAUUCUGAGGGCGCUGAGAGCAGCGCACAGCUCCGCAUGCAAUGGAUCCAGGACGAAGAGUUCCCGGCCGGGGCGAUCAAGUCCACGGUGCCAGGGAGCAGUUCCUUCUACGUGGCGUGCACGGUCGCGCUGGAACCCGUCCUGCCGCCCCCGGAGCUCAGCAAGCCCGAGCAGGACGGCAGGGACGUCCUCGACCUCGGGAGCGGGUCCCCCGCGGACAGCGAGGACGAGGACGCCAGCUCGCGGCUCGCGGUGAGCCGGCGCGAGAGCCUGCAGCCUGCCGCCCUGGGCACCCUCCUCUCCGACGUCACCGGCGCCCCGAUGCCGUUCCUGAUGCUGCGGCCGGCCGGCGAGGUCCUCGCGGUCUCGGAGAGCUUCACGGACGCCCCGCUCGGCUGCCGCGCCGCGGACCUGCGCGGCCGCAACCUGCCCGACCUCAUUCACCCCGACGACACCCCCGCCGUGCUCAAGGCGCUGGACGACUCCUUCCGCGGGCCGCGCGUCGCCCAGAUGCGCGUCCACACGCAGCUCGAGGCGGGCGCGGGCGUCACGGGCGGCGGGUCGGUGCCCGUGGAGGUGCUGCUGUAUCGGCCCGCGUGGCCGUGCACGGAGGACGUGGUGCUAGCCGCCGUGAUGCCGAUGCACCUGCACCUGGAGGCGCUGGCGCAGGCGCGGCGCCUCCAGGUGUACCUCGAAGUGUGCCCGAUGUUCAUCUUCCGCGCCAACCCUCUGCUGGAUGUUGUGUCUGCGUCGGAGUUGUACCUCCAGGUCUCCGGAGCGGCAGCGGACGAAGCGACCGGCUGGAACAUCCUUCCUAGCAUCGACGAGGCGGACGCCCCGGAGGUUCUGCGCGUCGUCAAGGACCUGCAGAAGCAGAUGCGCGCCGCCGAUGACCCUGAGACCUCGCUGCCUGACGACCCCAAGACAUCGGCCACCCAAGCUCGCGUGGAAUCCAAGCGCCUGAAGUACCGUCGCGUGAUCCGCGGCCGGAAGGUCGCCGUGGACGCGACGAUCGCCGUCGUGCACGUCUCGUGCAUCUGGGAGCUGCUCAUCAUCGAGCGCCCGAUCAACCCCAGCGACCUGCCCCCGGUGGAGGCCCCCCGGCCCGUGGUCAUGUCGGAGUGCAUCCCGCCCCCCGCGCAGGGCCUCUCGCCGCCGCGGGACGCCGUCCUCUCCGGCGUCAUGCGCUCGGCCCCGCUCGUCGUAUCGCGCAAGCCCGGCGCGCGGUUCGCGCCGUCGCCGCGCCCCACUGUCGCCGCCACGGACGGCGCAGUGACGCAUACCAUGCAGCACGUGCGGUCGCUGGGGCGCUCGACCUCCCGCGCGAGCCGCAGGUCGCCCAGCAGCGGUGCGCUCACAGUCGACGGCAGCCAGACGGGCAGCCGGCCCGGGAGCCGCACGGAGGCGGCGAUGGAGCGGACGCUGUCUGGGCGGUCGAUGACAGCGCGCCGGCCGCUGCUGGCGACGGGGCUGUUCGGGCGAUCCUUCUCGGAGGGGCGGACCGCGCGCAGGCAGCCGGCGCCCUCGGACGGACCCGGCGCGGACCUGGCGCUCAUGGGGCACCUGGCGCGCACCGGGAGCGGCGCGGCGCUCAGCACGCUGCGCGCACGGCACGGCCCUCAGGCGCCGUGGCUGGCGACGGGGCUCGAGGCCAUCGGCGGCGCGAUGCUGAUGGUGCACGACGAGAACGGGAACCUGCUGUACCGGUCGCCGCAAGUGGGCGACGUCCUGAGUCCUGCCGCGGACAGCGUCUCGGAGCGCGGCCUGUUCGGCGCGCUCGAGCUCGCGCAGGGCCCGGCGUCCGCGCAGGCGGUGCGCAACGCGCUGCAGGUCGCCGUCCGCGACGGCAAGCUGCCGUACUCCCGGCGGCCUUGGCUGAGUCAGGCCCGGCAUGCGUCGGGGCGGCGGAUCCUGCUGGCCUACAGCUUCGCGUUCCUCCGCGCCGCGCACGGCGGCAUCCAGGCAGCCGUCGUGUGCCGCGACGCCACGGACUACGCGCGCGGGCUGCCGUCACCCCGCCCGCCGCUGUCCCGGAGCGGGGAGUGCAUCGCCACCGUCGACCUGGAGCUUGACGCGGAGGGGCGCGUCCUGCGGGUCGCGGGGGACUGCGUGGCGGUGCUCGGGCGGCUCCCCGGCGCCGUGUCGGGCGCGCUGCUGCUCGACCUGGUCCACAAGGGCGACCGCGCACUGGUGGCGCAGCACCUGACGUCGGCGGUGGUGGCCGCGCAGGGGGCGGCGGCGGGGCUCGGUGCGGAGGAGGGGCCGGUCGGGCCGAUCCUGUUCUCGCCGAAGAUGAUCUCGGAGGGCAACUACCGCGAGCGAAUCAAGGCCGCCGUCGCGGCGGGUGCAGGCACGACGGUGCACGGCGGCGUCGUCGCCGCGGCCAUCCGCUCGGUGCCGCGACUGCCGCGCUUCGUCGAGGGGAGCUUCUUCGCGCAGCCGGCUGCCGGGGCCAGCGAGGGCGCGGCCGUGCGGAUCCGCAUGACGGACGCGACCCGCGCCGUGCGCACCCGCGCCCAGGCGGCCGUUGCGGACGCCCUCCUGGACAUCGUGCCCGCCGCUAUCGUGCACAUCGACACGUCCGGGCGCGCGACGCGGGCGUCCACCGCUGCGAAGCACAUCAUCACUGGCCUGGUUGCGCGCCCGGGGGGCGGGACCGACCCUGUGGAGCAGCUGCCUGCGUGGGCGGCGAACCCGCAGGUCGUCGCGGAAGUGCGAGCGUUCGACGCGCAGGCGUGCAAGCUCCUGCAGGCGCAGCCGCCGCCGGCGGGCGUGCUGCCGCCGGGGUCCCUGCCGUGCAAGACGUUCCAUUCGCCGCCGCUGCCGCCGGAACUGUCCUCCGCGGGGGUCUCGGAACACCUCCCCGCGAUGUACCGCAUAUGGCUCCCGAGGCUCCCGCUCGGGGUGAAGCCGGAGACCGGGCUCAUGACGCUCGACCCGCCGCAGGGGAUGCAGGGGCUGUACGCGCCGUCGCGCCCCGCUGGACGGCACCAGGCCGCCUCGUGGCGCGGCGGACAUGGCUCGGGGGGCAGUGGCCGAGGGGACUCCGGCGCCAACACCCCGCCGCGAAGCAACCUGGGUGGCUACGGCGACCCGGCGUACCAGGCCCAGACGAUCGGGCAGGCCGUUCUCCGCUCGCCCGCGGGCGGCGGCAAGCUCUCGCAUUCAGGCGGCGUCCCGCUGACGCAGCGGCGCCCCCAGCGCAGCCUGAGCGCGUUCAUCCCGACGAGAAACGUCUCGAACCAGAACCACGCUCGUGCGCCGCAAACUCGGCUCGACGCCGGCUUCGCGCCCCGGCGCGACCAGUUCCAGUCGCACCUGCACGGCGGCGCGGAUCUCACGCCGAACAAGCUCUCGGCGCUCCUGGACUGGCAGGCCGGGCUGCAGACGCUCCCGUACCAGCCUGUGGUCGGGCCGGCGACGCAGCACCUGGAGCCGUUCGUGCGGCAGUUGAUCUACCACGUGUGCACGCGCGACGUCACCGCGCUCAACCAGGCGCUCCUGCGCGUGCACCUCGACCUGGGGUACGCGAGCGUGAUGCAGGCCGCGGCGACGACGCCCCUGCUGCCUGGUGGCGGCAACAUCGUGCACGUCGCGGCCACGAUGGGGCAGACCGCGGCCGUGACGGCCAUUGCAGCAGCGGGCAUGGCCGGAGCCGCGGCGCUGGACAGCGUCGACUCGAUGGGCAACACGCCGCUGCACUGCGCCGCCGCCGCGGGGCACGCAGACUGCGUCGUGCAGCUGCUCACGCUGGGCCUGUCGGCGGCGACCCUGAACUCGGUGGGCCAGGCGCCCGCGGACAUGGCCGAGGUCGCGGGGCACGUCCAGGUGGCGCGCUUGCUGCGGCAGCACCUGGCCGCGGGCCUCUUCUGA